GGAAGGUUGUAAAAAAAAAAAAAAAAAAACCCACUACCUCCACACCCUCCUACAGCUGCCACCACGUUCUGUUACCUGGAAGAAAUCUAACACAAAGCCAUGGACCCUGAGUACUUCAAAUCUUAUGAGAUGUGUUGGGGUACCCUCGGAACGGUGCGACCCUUCUCCAAUUUCCACCCUGAGCGGGACGCCAUGGAGAUCCAGGCAGCGCUGGAGAGGAAAGAUGCGGUGACUCUGGUGAGGAUCCUCACGAAUCGGAACAACGCUCAGAGACAAGUGAUCGCCAAGACAUUUGAAGAAAUAACACAGAAGGACCUGGCAGCUGGGUUGAAGAAAGCUCUGGCUGGAGACCUGAAGACUCUGCUGCUGGAACUGCUGAUGCCUCCUCUGGAGUACGAGGCCCAUCGCCUGCAACAGGCCAUGGCAGGUCUAGGCACAGAUGAGGAAACACUCCUGGAGAUCCUUUGUACACGAUCCGGAAAGCAGCUUCAAGAAAUUAGUGCUGCGUACCAACGUUUGUAUAACAAAGACCUGGAGAAGCAGCUGAGAGGAGAAACCAGCGGAGACUUUGCUAAGCUUGUUGUGGCUUUGCUAAAUAAAGAAAACGUCGCCAGUGUUGUUAGAAGAGACGUUGAGUAUCUCUCUGUGUCACUAAAUGGGAAAAAAGCUGAUGCUGUUCCAUGGAUUGACAUACUGACCUCGAGAGACUCAAACCAUCUUAACAAAGUGUUGAUGGGACUGGAGAACGAGAGCGGACAGAUGGUGGAUCAGGCUGUGGAGAAAAAGUUUACAGGAGACCUUCAACUGGGUUUGAAAGUUUUAGUACAGUGCAUUCGAAACCCUGACGACUACCUCGCCAAAAGACUAACGACCAUGGAGACAGCCAUAGUGCAGGGGAUUAUGGUGUCUCACUCUGAGGAGGAUCUGCUGUGUAUCCGAGCUGCCUACCUGAAAUCAACAGGCACGUCUCUCUACACUGCUCUACAGAAACAUUUCAAAGGAGAUCAUCUGCAGGCUCUGCUGGCCAUCUGUCGGUCUGAAGAUUAAACAAAAGCCGGGGGGGGGGGGGGGGGGGGGGGGGCAGCCGUGGCCUAGAGGCUAUGACCGGAGGGUCGCGGGUUCGAUUCCCCCCACCGGACUGGCAGAGAAACUUGGGUGUGGUGAAGUAUCCAUUCCCCUCUCCAUUAGCCGGCUGAUGUGCCCUUGAGCAAGGCACUUAACCCCCCAACAUGCUCCCUGCG
Messenger RNA from Chelmon rostratus (copperband butterflyfish), 1241 nucleotides. RefSeq names its product annexin A14 (gene anxa14). The transcript has 13 exons. Gene Ontology annotation, molecular function: calcium ion binding; calcium-dependent phospholipid binding. NCBI's taxonomy places the organism in Eukaryota, Metazoa, Chordata, Actinopteri, Chaetodontiformes, Chaetodontidae. The record is from RefSeq and is a predicted model, not a curated record. Gene Ontology annotation, cellular component: cytoplasm. Bases 100 to 1047 code for a protein of 315 amino acids.